AUGAGGUCCAUUGCUUCGUGUAGCUUCGAAACGUGCUCCGUCACCGAAUCUCCGUACGGAUACCCACCAAGUUCGAUAGCCGAUACUAUCUUCUUAAUCAUCCACACGGGGGCUUUGAUUGCCUCUCUAAUCCACACAUUUUAUCUAGCCGACACGAGAAAAUGGCUAGCGUUCACUAUUCCGGUCUCCUUCACAUGCGUCCUUGAGAUUGUUGGAUAUGGGGUUCGAAUCGGAAGCUCGUCUGAUCCUUGGAACGUGAACUUAUAUGCCACCUCAACAACAUUCAUCAUACUGGCCCCAGCGUUCAUGUCCGCAGGCCUCUAUCUCACUAUACCCGAAGCGAUUAAGGUCUUGGGCGUAGAACAUUCGCCUAUAGACGUCGCGAGAUAUCCUCGUCUAAUUUGGAUGGACAUAGUCGGGUUCAUCCUUCAACUUGUCGGAAUCGUCAUCUCCUUCUCAGACCUUUCCGUUAACACAGGUCUUGGGCCGCAUGUUAAGACCGGUAGCCCAAUUAUCGCAGUCGGCGUCGCAUUACAAGCUAUCUCCCUCCUCAUUUUCCUAUUUCUCUUCAGCGUUGUAUUAUUUCACGCCGCCAUGGCGCACAGCCAGUUUGGAUACACGACUUUCCAUCCACAGCACGGCUUCGUACCAAUGGCGCAUCGAUUCAAGUUUUUCGUGGCGAUGGUGUUAGUUUCAACUAUGUGCUUAAUAGGACGAGAUCUAUAUCAGGUAACGAUACUGGCGGAAGGGUUGGAUAGCUGGAAUGCGAAGAAUCAGGCCCUCUUCGCGGGACUCGACGGCCUCCUUGUUGCGGAAGCAGUCGUCGGUUUAGUAAUUGCACACCCCGUAAGAUUUCUACGGGACGGGAUAGAAAAAAGACAGCGCAGUGGAAGCGCAACUCCAAUGAUCGAGGGAAAUAGGGCAAGCCAGUUCGGUGUGGUUCGCCCGGUUCGGCGGGACCUUGCCCCAUGGAGUAGCUAG
Molecule: messenger RNA, 981 nt
Organism: Hypoxylon fragiforme
Lineage: Eukaryota; Fungi; Ascomycota; Sordariomycetes; Xylariales; Hypoxylaceae
Product: RTA1 like protein-domain-containing protein
Exons: 2
Coding region: 1-981 (326 amino acids)
Cellular component (GO): plasma membrane; fungal-type vacuole
Source: RefSeq, a predicted model, not a curated record